AUGUGCGACGCCGGCGGUUCCCACACGCAGCGGCCGAGAAGCGGGGCCCAACUCCAGGGCCGGGCCUGGGCGGCGGCCUCCGCGAGGGCCCGCACCUACGAGUACGGCUCGAAGCGCUACCUGCUGAUGUGCGGGCUGGGCGGGAUGCUGAGCUGCGGGCUGACGCACACCCUCAUCGUGCCCCUCGACCUGGUCAAGUGCCGCCAGCAGGUGGACCCCCACAAGUACGGCGGCCUCUUCAGGGGCUUCAGCGUGACGCUGCAGGAUGACGGGGUGCGCGGCCUGGCCCGGGGCUGGGCGCCGACGUGGAUCGGCUACUCCCUGCAGGGCUUCUUCAAGUUCGGCCUCUACGAGGUCUUCAAGAUCCGCUACGCCGAGCUGCUGGGCCCGAGCAGGGCCUAUCACUGGAGAACCGGCCUGUACCUGGCCGCCUCGGCCAGCGCCGAGUUCUUCGCCGACAUUGCGCUGGCGCCCAUGGAGGCGGUGAAGGUGCGCAUCCAGACGCAGCCCGGCUACGCGCACACGCUGCGCGCCGCGGCGCCCCGGAUGUACGGCGAGGAGGGCCUGUGGGCCUUCUACAAGGGCGUGGCGCCGCUGUGGAUGCGGCAGAUCCCCUACACCAUGAUGAAGUUCGCCUGCUUCGAGCGCACGGUGGAAGCGCUGUACCGGCACGUGGUGCCCAAGCCGCAGAGCCAGUGCACCAAGGCCGAGCAGCUCGCCGUGACCUUCGUGGCGGGCUACAUCGCCGGCGUCUUCUGCGCCAUCGUGUCCCACCCGGCCGACUCCGUCGUGUCCGUCUUGAACAAGGAGAAGGGCAGCACGGCCCUGGGGGUGCUUCGCAGGCUGGGGUUUUGGGGCGUGUGGAAGGGGCUGUUCGCUCGGAUCAUCAUGAUCGGCACCCUGACGGCGCUGCAGUGGUUCAUCUAUGAUUUGGUCAAGGUCUAUUUCAAGAUGCCCCGCCCGCCUCUCCCCCGAGCGCCCGAACCCCAAAAGAAGAGGAAGUAGGCCUUUGUCAGCCUCUGUGGCCGCCUUGGGCCCGCCGUUGCAGUGAGAAGUGGCGAUGGCGUGCCGUCGAUGCUUGUGUAUAAAAUGUUAACGUUUUUCAGAGAGGCGAUUUGAAAUGCAGUCCGAGUUCGCCUUCAGUGAUUGGUUUCUUCGUUUUGGCAAACCAAGAGGAUUGCAGCCGUUUCAUUGGGGCGGGGGCGGGGAUGGGGGGGGUUAAGACAUUAUCUUUGGGGAGUCAGCUUUAACUCAAUAGCUUUUCAAUUAUAAGGAAAAAAAUUCUUCGCAGGAAGUAAUGUUAGGUAAUUUAGUGUCUCGAUAUUGUAUCUCCUUUGAUUCCCCAUUUGGUAGAGAUUAUCCGGGCAUCACUACUGAAUCGCUUGCUAAUGAGGUUUUAAGGUCAGCACAACUGUAUGGGACACGGAACAAAGGAAGAGUCUGCUGCAUGGUAUUCAUCUCAGCAGAAAUUGUGCACCUAUUGAAUAGAUGAAGGGCUCAUUCCAUAUUUCCUGUUCAUGUGCAUUACAGAAAUGGUGGAUUUUUUUUAUAUACUGGAAAAACCCAAAGGAUUCAUCAGAAGAACAUGUUUCAAAGAGCUACUACCAAUUUUUUUUCCUUAAGAAAUGCAUCAAGCAUCUGAGUUGCUGCUGGUAAAUUCUCUGUCCACCUCACCCUUGUCUGUCUGUGCAAGGCUGCUCUUAUUUAAACCCUGGCUCGAAAGACUGUGGCCCAAAUCAGGAAUGCACCAGGAUGCCAAAUGCCAUGAAUGAUUCUACGAGAUAAAUCCCCCGCUCUUCGAAACUGUCUGUCUUCACAAGGAUCUGAUCCAGGAUGUGAAUCACUGAAUAAAAAUCCCUAUCAACCUUUACAAAUCUCAUUUCUAAUUAAAUGUGUCUUAUCAAUCAGCGAUUGUAACAUGUAUAGCAAUAGAGUUUGACAUUAAGGGAUUCCUAUUAUUAAAAAAAAAAUUG
Talpa occidentalis (Iberian mole) is the source of this 1973-nucleotide messenger RNA. RefSeq names its product phosphate carrier protein, mitochondrial-like. Gene Ontology annotation, cellular component: mitochondrial inner membrane. The record is from RefSeq and is a predicted model, not a curated record. The transcript has 3 exons. Gene Ontology annotation, biological process: mitochondrial phosphate ion transmembrane transport. Gene Ontology annotation, molecular function: phosphate transmembrane transporter activity. The coding region runs from base 1 to 1005 and encodes 334 amino acids. NCBI's taxonomy places the organism in Eukaryota, Metazoa, Chordata, Mammalia, Eulipotyphla, Talpidae.